Chanos chanos (milkfish) is the source of this 591-nucleotide messenger RNA. RefSeq names its product crystallin, gamma MX (gene crygmx). Bases 1 to 591 code for a protein of 196 amino acids. The record is from RefSeq and is a predicted model, not a curated record. Gene Ontology annotation, biological process: lens development in camera-type eye; visual perception. Gene Ontology annotation, molecular function: structural constituent of eye lens. The transcript is spliced from 3 exons. Lineage: Eukaryota; Metazoa; Chordata; Actinopteri; Gonorynchiformes; Chanidae.
AUGACUGUGACAUCGAAAUGCAUAUUUGAUUUCAAACUACCACUGAGUGGUUUUUCAUUUUUUCUUUCCCAGAUAAUCUUUUACGAAGACAAGAAUUUCCAAGGACGUCACUACGAGUGCGAGGGUGACUGUGCUGAGCUGGCCUCACACUUCUCCCGCUGUAACUCUAUCCGCGUGGAGACUGGCUGUUGGGUAGCUUACGAGAAGCCAAACUAUGGUGGAUACCAGUACAUGCUGAUGAAGGGCGAGUACCCAGGCUAUCAGCAUUGGGCUGGCUUCAACGAUUGCAUCCGCUCCUGCCGUAUGGUCCCUCCUUAUAGUGGAGGCUACAAGCUGAAGAUCUUUGAGCGCUCUGAUUUUGGAGGCCAGGCGAUGGAGCUGGAAGAGGACUGCCCAGACCUGCGUGAGCGUUUCCACCACGGAGAUGUCUCCUCCGCCAACGUCGUGGAAGGCUACUGGGUCCUUCACGAGCAUCCCAACUACACGGGUCGCCAGUACUUCCUCCGCCCCGGCGAAUACAGGCGAUUCAGCGAGUGGGGUAGCCCCAGCCCUUCUAUGGGCUCUCUGAGACGGAUUACAGACCUCAACUGA